AUGGAGAAAUAUUGCGGCGAGGCUCUAGGCCUGUCACUGCCCGCCGCUCCAUCUAUCUUGAUUGAGUCUCUCAGGCCGACACCCAUGACCGCCAUCUUGAAUGAAAUAAUACGACAGAGGGAGCCAGGCACCAUCCGUUGGCCAUUUGAGAAUGAAAUGAUUUCUGCCUGGAUCAGGGGCAGCACGGACAAGCGGUUUAUCCCGUCCGGGCAGGAGACGCCGGUGUCGAGGAUCACCAAGCUGUGGCUCCAUGGUCUUUGGGGAUCGGGCAGGACGGUCGUCACAGCGUCGAUUAUAGAGCAUCUGAUCCGAGAGUGCCCAGCAACCCAUGCCGUUGGCUACUACUUUUGUGACCGAUCGCGCCUCCCAGCAAUCGACCCGCUGAAUAUUCUCCGAACCUUGAUAGCCCAGUUGGCUGGGCAGAACGAGAAUGCGUGCAAGCUGAUCGAAACUUAUCUCCAAGGUGGACAUAAUAUUGGAUUGCCCCCAGGAAACUUUGAGGCCUAUGGGCAACAACCGGCUUCUUCCUUAAACAUGGAUACCCUCGGAAAAUUACUUCAAGCAGUUUCUCAGUGCUUUGAGCGUGUUUCCCUCGUCAUUAACUCUAUUGAUCUCAUAGAUCCAGAGGCAGAGGUUGCCCUUGUCCGCUUGUUUGCUUCGCUGGUCGACAGUCCGGAAUCCAAACUUCACGUGUUGUUUAGUACCUCAACAAAAGGCCAACAAGAACUACUAGCUGCUGAGAUCAAUUGCUGUCCUAUUAAUGUCAAGGGCAGCGCUGAUGACAUCCGCCUAUUUACGCACGCUGAGAUUGCUAGGCGUAUCAACAGUGGUGACGCAUUCUUGCAACCGGAUCAUGUUCGCGGGGGGAUCGAAGAUUAUAUUGCUAAUUAUAGCAAUGGCGCGUAUGUUCCAAGCUCUCUUGUUACUUUGACAGAAGCAUAG
Messenger RNA from Penicillium cataractarum, 942 nucleotides. RefSeq names its product tetratricopeptide repeat domain-containing protein. The record is from RefSeq and is a predicted model, not a curated record. The coding region runs from base 1 to 942 and encodes 313 amino acids. NCBI's taxonomy places the organism in Eukaryota, Fungi, Ascomycota, Eurotiomycetes, Eurotiales, Aspergillaceae. The transcript has a single exon.